AUGAAGCAAAAGAGGGGCGAGCCCAAAAAGGGCAACAAGGGACAAUCGAACGGGUGUAUGAGUUCGCAGAAGGUUUUUAAAUCGUUGGAGAGCGUGCGAAAGGAGAAACUGAAAAAGCUGCAGGACAAAUUCGAGCAGUGUGGUCUUGAAGAGAUUAAGGAGGCGGCGGAUGCUUCUGGUGUGUUUGAAGAAGAUCAGAAGAAAUGUAAUGAAAAAAGUACAGGAUCGGACUCGAUGGCAAGUGCAAGGAAGUCAUUCGCGAGUGAAUUGCGCCGCGCUAUAAAUGAUUCGGAUGUGGUUAUUGAAGUUUUGGAUGCACGAGAUCCCAACGGUUAUCGAUCUAAAGCGGUUGAGGAAAUGGUGGUGAAUAGUGGCAAGACUUUGGUGUUGUUGAUAAACAAGAUAGAUUUGGUUCAAGACGUCGCUGUGGUGGAGCGGUGGGAGUCUUAUUUGAAGCAGUCCUAUCCAGUGUGCACAUUCCGUGCAGCGACUACUGCAAGUCGAAGCAAAAAUUCCACAGUCAAGUUUGAUAAGAACAAGGCUACUAGGGCGAGUAGAAAGGUUCUAGAAUCCGGAUAUAAUCCCCUGGGUGCUAGUGACUUAAUGAAAUUACUCAAUAACUACACCCGUGUAGGGGGUCAGAAAGCCGCAACUUCUGACCCUACACGCACUACAACCGUUAUGGAGGAUACAACCGUUAUGGAGGAUACAACCGUUAUGGAGGAUACAACCGUUAUGGAACAAGAAACAAUGGAAAGGAAGGGAGAAGCCCUUUUCAAGCCCAUCGUGGUGUCCAUCGUGGGCAUGCCAAACGUCGGCAAAUCCAGCAUCAUAAACUCUCUCUUACGGAAUACAAACCGUGUCAAAACUGGUAACCAGCCUGGUAUCACGAGGCAAAUGCAGGCUGUCAAAUUGACAUCGAAAAUUAAACUGCUAGACACACCCGGCGUCGUUAUGGAAGAAUCUUCAGUCAAUGCUGGUAACGUGUUACGCAGCUGCGUUAAGGAAUUUACCAGCGAACUCGGCGAACAAGCGGUACGAUUGCUGCUAAAGAACCCUGUUUCUCGACAGUCAAUGUUCGAACUUUACGGCAUCAAGGUGGAGUGCGAUCCUAAUGCCGAUGUGACCGAAGAGGAUGUCACCACUUUCCUCGCACACGUGUGCGAUCACCGGAAAUUAGUAAGGAAAGGUGGACAACGCGAUCUUACCACCGCAACACGAGUUAUCAUUGAUGCGUGGAACAAUGGUUUAAUAAAGGGCUGGUGUGAACCGCCAGGUUUAAUCACGCCUGGGCUAUCUCGAUCGGCAAAAACCACACCAACUUCUUGUACUAGUGCUAUUGAAAUCGUCGCCCGACCCACCCCUGCACUCGACCUCGAUAAUCUUUAG
This is a messenger RNA of Gregarina niphandrodes, 1389 nucleotides long. RefSeq names its product GTPase. Gene Ontology annotation, molecular function: GTP binding. Lineage: Eukaryota; Apicomplexa; Conoidasida; Eugregarinorida; Gregarinidae. The record is from RefSeq and is a predicted model, not a curated record. Gene Ontology annotation, cellular component: nucleolus. Bases 1 to 1389 code for a protein of 462 amino acids. The transcript has a single exon.